AUGGUGGGUGGGUUUUGUAGAUCUGGUUUUGGUGGUUUUGUUUUGGUGGUUUUGUUGGUGGCUGGUGGUUUGGUUCUUGCUGAAGUUGAUAGUAAUAAUGGUGAUGAAAAGUUCUUGGGUAAGCCUUUUCUGCGUAAGCCUUUUCCUGGGAGAGGUAUUGGCGGCGGCGGUGGUGGAGGUCUAGGCCGCGGGGUUUAUAGGAAAGGGUUUAAGCGUGGGUUUGGUGGUGGUGGUCUAGGUGGAGGAGGUGGUCUUGGUGGAGGAGGCGGUCUUGGUGGAGGAGGUGGUCUUGGUGGUGGUGGUGGUCUAGGUGGCGGUGGUGGACUUGGUGGUGGAGGGGGUCUUGGAGGGGGUGGUGGUCUAGGUGGCGGUGGUGGAUUGGGCCAUGGUGGAGGUUUAGGUGGUGGUGCUGGUGGUGGGCUUGGUGGGGGAGGUGGACUUGGUGGUGGUGGUGGUUUAGGUGGUGGUGCUGGUGGUGGGUUAGGUGGAGGCGGUGGUCUAGGAGGUGGUGGUGGUCUUGGUGGAGGUGGUGUUGGAGGUUUAGGAGGUGGUGGAGCUGGCUUAGGAGGCGGAGCGGGAGGUGGCUUAGGAGUGGAAGCUGGAGGAGGUUUUGGUGGAGGUGGAGGAGCAGGUGCUGGUGGUGGCUUUGCUGCAGGAAGAGGGGGUGGAUUAGGUGGUGGUGCUGGGGGAGGAUUCGGAGCUGGUGGAGGUUUUGGUGGCGGUGGUGGAUUAGGAGGCUUUUUUGGCCUAGCUACUUGA
This is a messenger RNA of Erythranthe guttata (spotted monkey flower), 759 nucleotides long. NCBI's taxonomy places the organism in Eukaryota, Viridiplantae, Streptophyta, Magnoliopsida, Lamiales, Phrymaceae. The record is from RefSeq and is a predicted model, not a curated record.